CAGCACCGCUACACAGGCUGACCAGAGCUACAGGCUGAGAAGACAGACGAAAAGAUCAUAUUGCAGCAGGAUAAUCAUCAUCUUUACCAUCCGUAGCACCUCUACCAUGAAGAUGCUGGCUGUAUCUCUGCUGGUUUGUGCCAUGAUGGCGCUUACCAUGGCUGGUUCACCCAUAGAUUUGAGAGCUAAAAUGGCAGAACCAUUAACUCAACAAGAAGAGGCUCUCCAAAUUGAGAGGUCAGCAUCUUGUCCAGGUGGCUGGACUGAUUCCAACAGUCGCUGUUUCCUCUUUGUUUCAACAUCCCUGACUUGGGCUGAUGCUGAGAAACAUUGUCAGUCACAUGGUGGAAACCUUGCAUCAGUGCACAGCCUUGAGGAGCAUCAUAUGAUACAAGGUGUGAUACUGAAAGUAACUCAUUCAUAUUCACUGGCAUGGCUUGGAGGCUCUGAUGCACAACAGGAGGGCACUUGGUUCUGGAGUGACGGUACCCCUUUCAGCUAUACAUACUGGUCUCGAGGACAGCCUGAUAAUCGCGCAGAUGCACACUGUUUGCUGAUGAACUUUGGAGCUGAAAGGAAAUUCGACGACCAGCCUUGCAGUUACAGAGUGCCAUUUGUCUGUGCCAAAAGGGUAAAAUGCAGUAUCACAACCAGAGGCAUUGAGUAGAUGUGUGGUUGUGUAUUUGCAUACUUAACUGUCUUUGUAUCUUCAUCAUAUGUAGGCUCCUGCAUGUAGUAAUCAUUACUGUACUUCUUUUCUAUUGCUGUAACACUGCUCAAGGAACAAAGUGAAGUAACAUAAGCGCAAGCUUUAGCAUACACUUAUUCCAGAGGGUGAACUGCUGUUUCUUCUACUCACAGUUAAAAGGCUUAAGCUUUCAAACAA
Scomber japonicus (chub mackerel) is the source of this 886-nucleotide messenger RNA. Its product is annotated as type-2 ice-structuring protein-like. Lineage: Eukaryota; Metazoa; Chordata; Actinopteri; Scombriformes; Scombridae. The record is from RefSeq and is a predicted model, not a curated record. Gene Ontology annotation, molecular function: signaling receptor activity. The coding region runs from base 107 to 667 and encodes 186 amino acids. The transcript is spliced from 7 exons.